Molecule: messenger RNA, 1112 nt
Organism: Coregonus clupeaformis (lake whitefish)
Lineage: Eukaryota; Metazoa; Chordata; Actinopteri; Salmoniformes; Salmonidae
Gene: bpnt1
Product: bisphosphate nucleotidase 1
Exons: 9
Coding region: 108-1037 (309 amino acids)
Biological process (GO): phosphatidylinositol phosphate biosynthetic process
Molecular function (GO): 3'(2'),5'-bisphosphate nucleotidase activity
Source: RefSeq, a predicted model, not a curated record
AUCAUUUCUUAAUGCUACUGCUAACCAUGAUAUCAUAACAUUUCCGCUUCUCCAGGAUUUCCAUUUACAACCAGUCCUGAGCUGUCACAUCUAAAGUAGACACGACAAUGUCGGGAAAUCCAGCAGUGGUAAUGCGUUUGGUUGCUUCGGCUUACGCAGUGGCAGAGAAGGCAGGAGCCAUCAUAAGGAUGGUUCUUCACAGCGGAGAGCUGGGAAUCGUGGAAAAGACAGGGGCUAACGAUCUACAGACACUGGCAGACAGGCUAGUCCAGCAGAGCAUAUGUGCCUCCCUAUCGAAAAGCUUCCCCAAAAUCACCAUCAUCGGAGAGGAGGAUCUGCCAGAGGAGGCUGUCAAAGAGGACCUGAUUGAGAGCAGUCAGUCUGAAGAAAUUCUACAAAAGUCCUGUCCAUUGGAAUACAGUGCCCUGAAAGAGGAGGAGCUGGUUGUGUGGGUCGACCCCCUUGAUGGCACUAAAGAAUACACUGAAGGGCUUCUUGAUCACGUGACUGUACUGAUUGGCAUUGCAUAUGGAGGGAAGGCCAUUGCUGGGGUCAUCAACCAGCCCUUCUUCAAUUACCAGCUGGGGACGGAGACAGCAGAAAUGGGGAGAACUCUGUGGGGAAUGCCGGGACUGGGCGCCUUUGGGUUCGAGCUACAGGAGGUCCCGGAUGGCCGACGCAUAGUCACCACCACCCGUUCCCACAGCAACAAACUCGUCACAGACACCGUGGAUGCCAUGGAACCUCAUGAUGUGAUAAGAGUUGGCGGAGCAGGAAAUAAGAUUGUUCAGCUUGUGGAGGGGAAGGCCUCAGCCUAUGUCUUUGCCAGUCUAGGAACUAAAAAGUGGGACACAUGUGCCCCUGAAGCCAUCCUGCAUGCAGUAGGAGGUAAGCUGACAGACAUGCAUGGCAGUGCGUUGCGUUACGAUGCUAACGUGAAGCACAUGAACUCUGCCGGGGUGCUGGCCACUCUACGCAACCACCAGUACUACGCCAGCAAAGUGCCCCAGUCAGUCCUGCAGGCCCUCAAGCCCUGAUUUUUACAUUUUAGUCAUUUAGCAGACGCUCUUAUCCAGAGCGACUUACAGUUAGUGAGUGCAUCAAUUUUUUUU